AUGAUGGCGUCAACUGGGAAGGAAAGUCGUCGGACUCUCGCAGAUACGUUGCUCCAUGUUGGCAAGCGCGCUUUUGACCCAACAACAGAGCCUGCAUUACGCGACCUCGCCUUGAAAGAGUUCAAUUCGCUUGUUGAAGGCAAUGUGUCAUGGAAUCUGUUACCAGCCUUGAAUGCGUUGAUCAAGCCGAACGUGGCGCCGUCAUGGCUACAGCCGCCACUGAUGAAGAUUCUUACACAUAUCCCGCUUCGUCGUGAUGGCGUGCGUGGAACCCUCGAGUUCGUUUUUUCAGUUCAUCCGAGCAGCCAAAUGAAGGCUUCUGAUGAAACUACGCUCCACAAGACCGGUGCGAACAUCACUCAAGAGGCUUUGGCGGUGGCGACGCGAAUAAUUACGUCGCCCCCGGCGACAACGGCACCUACACUGUGGUUUGCCGGUAUCGCGCCACAGAUACAUCAGUUAUUAGAUGGAAAUGAAGGCCCAGAGCUGUCGCGGGUCGCUGCUCAAGUCGUCAUGAUUGGUAUCUUGAGUAAAAAACAAUUUGGCGCCCCUGGAACUCCGGGAUGGGAUAUCUUUAUCGAGCCUCUUCUGUUUCCUAUCAAUCCUUCCCGGCCUCCCGUGACAUCCCUCGGCACAAACGGCUCAGGCGAGCAGGAUGAUAUCUUAGAUCUCACCCGCAGCCGAGUGCUCGUAUCAUUCGACAGGAUCCAACUCGCCCUCCAGCGCCUUUCGACUCUUCUUAAUGCGACUCCAUUUCCAGCCCAAGCCAGACGUGUCAUCGGACCAAUCAUUCGACAGCUUUGGGCCAUCGCCUCGUGGCCAAACCCUGGCCCGCAGCUUCAGGAGACAUGCUGCACACCAGCACUGUCGUUGUUGAAGAUGUUCUUCAAGAUCGGUUCCUCGUCUGCUCAGCUUCUCAAGAUCGUGGAAAAUCUCGACUACAAAGGCGAGCUUGAACCGGAGAAGAAAAUGUGGGCAUAUGCGACAUCUGCGCCAGAUGGUGUGGAGAUCAUCAGCAUGGAGGAGCUCCGCGACCCGAGGCUGCACCAGAUUGAUUGGAGCGGCGUCCAACACAAAUCCUAUGCCUUUGUGUCCCUCAUGGCGACGAGUUGCACCCCGGAUGAGGUAUCAUCUUUUGCUAUGGACCUGCUCAGCAGAUGGAUGGCCGACUUGGUGGCAUCGGCGCCCGCCCAGCCAAAGAUCAAGUUGGAAGAAGCUGAGCCGGAUGAGGAAGGCUUGCAGCUGAAGAAGCUUUGGGAGGUGGCCAUCUUGCAGAAGAUGCUUGAAGAGGUUCCCGAGAAGUUGAUCAGUCGCAUUGAACAGGUUCUGGAGCUUGUCUGUCAGAUCUUGAACCCGGAAACCCUGCAAAGUCAAUCAGACGAUAUCAUCGCUGUGGCACUGAGUCUCUUGAAUUUAGUCAUUACAUCGCCAACAUUCAAGAGAUCGAAUCUGAAACCACGUGGCCUCGAAGUCUUAGAAACAAGCCUGGAGAAGCUGGGCAGCGGCAAUCAUCCAACGGUAUCACCAACAGCAAGAAACUUGGGCUUGUUGCUCCAGUAUCGUGAUGCAGCGGGUGGCGAAGAUGAGAAGGAUGGGUUUGUACCCAAUGCAAAGCAGUUUGAGGACAGAGCCACAUACAAGCUCGCCAUAUCAUACAUCACACAAGCAGAUAACCCUCCCCCCGUUCGCUCGGAAGGUCUCAACCUCAUAUCAGGCCUGAUCCUGGCAAACAGCACCGCUCUGGACGUUCAGGCUGUUCUCGUCCUUCUCUCCUCUCUCAUGCAAGAUGCCGAGGACUAUAUCAACCUGCGUGUCAUUAAGGUCUUCACGCAAAUGGCCAACAAGCACCCCAAGGCAACGUCGCGCGAAAUACUUGAUCACUACUUGGAUCCGAAAGAACGCUCAACAACAGAUACGAGGUUGCGCUUCGGAGAGGCGCUCCUGCAAGUCAUCGAGCGCUUGGGGGAAACAUUUGCAGGAGAUGUUGCCCGCCAUGUCACCGAGACGCUUUUGUCGAUUGCCGGCCGACGAGGCUACCGACCUCAGACGGAAGCAAGACAGGCGCGGGAGGCACGUCGGCGCGAGAUCAAGAAGAAACAGGCAGAAGAUGCCUGGGAUGGCGAAGUCCCUGAUUUGGGAGAUGAACUCACGGAAGAGGAGCAAGCCACAUCUGAUAUCCUCACUCAGAUUGUUGAGGGCUGGGAAAGCAAGCGAGGGAGCGAAGAUGUUCGCAUGCGUUCUUCUGCCCUGUCUAUCCUUGCAGGUGCAAUGGAAACCAACGUUUCUGGUGUUGGACCGGAUCUCGUGUCAGCCUCCGUAGACCUAUGCGUCAACGUUCUUACGCUGGAGCCAGAGCUGGAAAAAGGGAUACUGCGGAGAGCGGCUGUGCUCCUCAUAUUGAGCUUUGUCAAGGCUCUCGACGUAGCAAGGCAAACCGGGCGGAGGAUAGGCUUCGGACUGACGGACAGCAGCAGGAAUGAUAUCUUGCGCGUCCUUAAGUACAUUGCCAUCUCCGACAACGAUGGCCUGGUACAGCAGCAUGCCAGAGAUGUCAUUGAGAGUCUGGAGAGCUGGCAGAUGGCUACUCUUUUGCCCGCGGGAAGAGAUAUGCCAGCCGGUCCAAGCAUUGGUGGACUUGCGGACCUGAACUUGCGCCAGCAAUUUGGCUCCCCGAACGUCGGGCAACAACGGCCUAGGAUAGAAGAGGUUGAAUGA
This is a messenger RNA of Verticillium nonalfalfae, 2715 nucleotides long. RefSeq lists its product as uncharacterized. The transcript is spliced from 3 exons. Gene Ontology annotation, biological process: protein secretion. The record is from RefSeq and is a predicted model, not a curated record. Lineage: Eukaryota; Fungi; Ascomycota; Sordariomycetes; Glomerellales; Plectosphaerellaceae. Bases 1 to 2715 code for a protein of 904 amino acids.